Molecule: messenger RNA, 1311 nt
Organism: Colletotrichum karsti
Lineage: Eukaryota; Fungi; Ascomycota; Sordariomycetes; Glomerellales; Glomerellaceae
Exons: 2
Coding region: 1-1311 (436 amino acids)
Source: RefSeq, a predicted model, not a curated record
AUGUUGGCAAUCCGAGACGAGAACGCAGUCAACGCGGCCCAGGCUGCUCGACUGGCUCCCGGGAAGAGCCAAAUGGCCCCCAAGACUCCCGGAGCCCGAUACCCGAAGACCCCUUUGAAGAUUCCCCUCAACGAUGAGAAUGCCGUUGGUGCAGGCAAGACGGCUCUUGCGAACAAGUCGAACGCGAAGGGGCCCGUUCAAGGCACCGUGAAGAAGCAGAACCUCGUCACCCCGUCUGAGACACGAGCCCGCGCGCCACUCGGAAACAAAACCACCAACGCAAAGGCCAAGAGCACCCAAAACACUGGGGUUAAAGACAUUGUCAAGGAAUUCGAGAAGACACAGACCAAGCCCACGACCACGAAGAAACUGAAGCAGCGAUCUCCCAGUGCGGUCCCCUACAGGCUUGAUGUGCGUAACGACGAGGCCGGUCCCGCCGGAGAGCCUGAUGUGGAAUACGCCCCGCCACCGGUCAAGGAGCCGGCCUACCAGUCCGACCUGUUGGAUGACAGGCUCACUUUCGAGGGGCUCAAGCCCGAGAACGUCUUCAAAGGCUACUACAACCACUACUACAACCCUAUGGGCGAGGACGGUGUCAGACUUCAGGAUAGACAGCAGCAGCAGAAGAUGAAGAAGGCCCUGAAAGAGACUGACGAUCGCAUUCUCCGCGACAUUCAGGAGAUGGAUUGGUCUGUUUCUGAUGUCCCGGAGACUGCAGCCUUCGGCCAGAACAAGGCUCCUGCCCCUGCUCCUAACCCGAUCGUUGCGAAGAAGACUGGCGCAGGCGCUGCGAAGUAUCCGCCCACCAUCGCUUCUCGGCGAGCGGCGUCCGCUCUGUCGAUGGCUACUGGAACCACCAUUAAACAGAGAAAGCCUCUCGAACAGGGAAGCACGGCUCGGAGGCCCAUCUCUUCCCUCCUUCCCCGCAACAGACCUGCCAGGGCGCCUCUGGCUUCCAAGACCACCAAUGCCGAGAGUGCAGUGGGAGCAGCUGCCUCCAGAAGCACUAUCGGCUACACCAAGGGCCGAUCUGCCUCGUCUCUCGUAAGUGGACGGGGCAGACUCCCUUCGGCGGCGAGGCCUGCGUCAACAGAGCUUCCGGCAGCUGUUCCCCAAAAGACUGUCGUCAGACGAGAAGCAUCCCCACAGAAGCAGGAUGCCCGCGACGAUGAUGCCCAGGAGCUCGUCCGCCUGCAAUUCCUCUCCAUUUUCGAUCCCGCCAAGGAUGUUGAGGAUGACGACCUCGGCAGCGCCGGCCUUAGAAACGAGGACUUUGAGGAUGACGAAUUCGAGAUCAAGUUGGAUCUCUAG